Molecule: messenger RNA, 1666 nt
Organism: Quercus robur (English oak)
Lineage: Eukaryota; Viridiplantae; Streptophyta; Magnoliopsida; Fagales; Fagaceae
Product: phloretin 4'-O-glucosyltransferase-like
Exons: 1
Coding region: 156-1511 (451 amino acids)
Molecular function (GO): UDP-glycosyltransferase activity
Source: RefSeq, a predicted model, not a curated record
AUUUACAAAGCACAACUCUCAAUGAUUCAUCUCAGGUCCCGUGUAAUCUCCAUUUCCAAGAACUCAAAACUAUUUCCUUUUAAGCUUAUUUAUAUUCACAAGUCACUACCCACAACACCUCAACACUCGGACCAAAAUCCAAUAGAAUAUAUAGCAUGGCUCACUUCCUUCUCGUUACAUUCCCAGCGCAAGGCCAUGUCAACCCUUCCCUCCAAUUCGCUAAGUGCCUCAUUCACUUGGGAGCACAGGUCACCUUUGCCAUCACCAUUAGUGCCCACCGUCGCAUGAUCAAGAGUCCUCCUCCAGACGGCUUGUCGUUUGUCACCUUCUCUGAUGGCUACGACGACGGAUGUUCCCUGGAUGAUGCCCAGAACCACUUCGAUCAGCUCAAGGGCAAUGGCUCCAAAACUCUCACUCACCUUAUUGUGUCCAGCGCCAACCAGGGUCGUCCCUUUACUUGCUUAGUCUACACACUGCUUCUACCUUGGGCUGCUGACGUGGCUCGUGAACUUCACCUUCCUUCCACGCUUCUUUGGAUUCAACCUGCCAUGGUUUUGGACAUAUAUUACUACUACUUCAACGGUUUUGCCGAUGUUAUCAGAAACGACAACAAUGACUACCCCUCAUCUUCGAUAAAGUUACCGGGACUACCAUUACUCACUAGCCGUGACCUACCCUCCUUUUUUCUUGCUUCCAACACUCACACUUUUGCUCUCCCAAUGAUUCAAGCCCACUUUGAAGCGCUUGAAAAGGAGAACAAUCCUAGAGUUCUAGUGAAUACCUUUGAUGCACUAGAGCCUGAGGCCUUGAAGGCGAUUGAAAAGUUUAAUUUGGUUGCAGUUGGACCUCUACUUCCAUCAGAUAAGUCAUUUGGAGGAGAUGUUUCCAAAGACUACAUCGAAUGGCUCAACUCUAAGCCUGAAUCAUCGGUUAUUUAUGUUUCAUUUGGGAGCUUAGCGGUCUUAAUGAAGCAACAAAUGGAGGAAAUUGCACGCGGAUUGUUGAAUUGUGGGCGGCCCUUCUUGUGGGUCAUAAGAGCUAAGGAACAUGGAGAAGAAGAGAAGUUGAGUUGCAGAGAGGAAUUGGAACAAAUGGGAAUGAUAGUGCCGUGGUGUUCCCAGGUGGAGGUCUUGUCACAUCCUUCACUAGGAUGCUUUGUGACACAUUGUGGGUGGAAUUCAACUUUGGAGAGUUUGGUUUCAGGGGUGCCGAUGGUAGCAUUUCCACAGUGGUCUGAUCAAGGGACGAAUGCGAAGCUAAUUGAAGAUGUAUGGAAGACAGGAGUGAGGAUGAUAGUGAAUAAGGAUGGGAUUGCUGAAGGUGAUGAGAUUAAGAGAUGCUUGGAAUUGGUUGUGGGAGAUGGAGAGAGAGGAGAAGCAAUUAGAAGGAAUGCCAAGAAAUGGAAGGAGUUGGUGAUGGAGGCUGCCAACGAAGGUGGUUCUUCCUAUAACAACCUCAAAGCUUUUGUGGAUGAGAUUGGUGAAGGUAAUGUCGUUGUUGAAAGAGUGUAGGUCUGCUGUUGAAAUAAAAGAAGUGUUUGUUUUUAUGUCCACUUUCAUAUAUUAAUAUAUGUACAUUUUUAUAUAAAUUGUGAAUAUAGAUAUAAAACAGUGGAGAUAAACGAUUGUAUAUUGAUUAAUUUAUGUUUUUCCCCUUUUGUCUUACC